CUCUCCGGGGCCCCUCUGGUGUCUGCAGCAUCCACGCCUCACUGACGAGCUCACUGCACGUUUUACUCCCACUUUGCCGUUCGGCCCAGAUUUGACACAUUGCGACUGUUAAAACACGGCCUGCUUGUUAUUUUGCGUGCGUUUCUUUCGAGGUGUGCGUGCGCGCGUGCGUGCGCGUGCAAAUCUGAAGCCUUUAAAGUCACGUGGUUUCUCGCUGCCGCGUCUGUCAGAGUCCCGGUGACGAUGCGUCGCCCGCAACGAACACGGUGAGGAAGCGACUCGUGUCGAAUAACGUGGCAUUUCACCUCUGAACUUCACAAUGUGUUCAAUCCCCGGGCUUCCAAAACUCGGAUCAGAAGUUCCUGUUGUCAUCACAAGGGUAAACCCAAACCCCAGUUAUGGUCUUGUAGAAUUAUGGGUUCACAUUGAUGAUGGAAGAAAGCAUGUUUAUGAGCAGAUGAAAGAGGAAAUUCAGAUUCCCAAAAGAAGGUUUUAUGGAUCAGAAGGAAAACCAGGGGAUCUCUGUCUGGUUUGUAUAAGCUCCACCUGGCACAGAGCUCGCAUUGUGUCGUCUCAAGGUGAAACGUGCAAUGUUUUUCUAAUUGACCAGGCACAGCCGCACAUCGCCACAAGUGAAGCUUUAGCAUGGGGCCACAGCGACUGUUUUCUCCUGCCUCCUGAAACGGAAUCAUGCCUACUUGCAAAUGUCGUCUCCCUUGAGAAUAAAUGGCCUGAAAUUGCCACAACGUUUUUGGUGUCUCUGCCCGGAAAGAAAUUUAAUGGAGUGAUUCAGCACGUGCUGAUGCCAGACAGGACCAUCCUCCUCGACAUACCCGCCGUUUCAAAGCAUGUCUGUGAGAUUGGAGUUACGAAGAAGAUGCCAAUGGAUGAGUUUAAAAGCCUUGUCCAGAAAUGUCUCGAGGCUGAGCGUCCAACGCAAAAACGGAAGGUUAAUAAUAACCAACUGGAGAAGCAUGGCGAAUACUUUUACCCAGAACUCUUAACUGAUGCUUUUGAAAUAGUUAACGUAACACAGGUAACUAGUCCAUGUAAAAUGUUUUGCAAACUCCACAUUUUUUCCAAGGCAGUGAAGAUUUUGUCAGAACAAAUCCAGCAGCACUAUGAAGAGAGCUCGGAACUUGGAGAGAUGGAACCGUUGACUUGCGGGGAUCCGUGUGCUGCUCGAGGGGUGGAUGGCAGAUGGCGUCGCUCGUUGCUAAAGGAAACGCUAAAUAGCGAUGGUGCUGUAGAAGUCUUGUACGUAGAUGAAGGAAAACUUGAAGUGCUUCCAAUUGGAGAUAUGAGACCUCUCAAUGGAAAAUUCCUGAGAAUGCCCGUUGUCACAUAUCCCUGUUCUCUCGAAGGCGUAAAAGAUAACGGCAAAGGUUGGACCACAGAUCAGAUUGAUUAUUUGAACUCACUGCUCCUGAACAAGAACUUUGUGGCGAAAUUCAACCACCACAAUAUACGUCAAAAUGUCUAUAACGUCAUUCUCUAUGGAGAUAAUGACACGUGCAUGAACAACUGUUUUAAGGACCUUUUUUCUUCCUCCAAGACGGAGCAAGACACAAAUUUCCAAAACGGACUUCUUAAUUUACCCGGAAAACAAGGUUCCAUAGAUUUACCGAACAAAGUCCCUGAAAAUGUUGAUGGAGAAGAAACCUUGCCAUGCACAAAAAAGCAAGCAGUUAAUGGUAUGACCGAUGAUUUACCAACCUCUCGAGCUGACGAGCUUCAUGUCAAAGAGAGUUCAGAGCAGCGAGGCCCUGUGGUACAAAUUAAUGGGCAUCUUUCAAAAAGUUUCCCCUCUGAGGUGCAAAAUCCUCGUGAUGACGAUAUGUUGACUGUAGGAAGUAGUGUCAACGUAAACGUAUCUUUUGUUCAAAGUCCACAUGCAUUUUGGUGUCAACCAAAGAAAAACGGUGAGCAUCUUAGGCAGCUGAUGCAGGAUCUGCAAAACCAUUAUGAAUCCAUCCCCCCUCCGCCACUAGUUGAGUCCAUCUGUGUUGCCCGUAAUCCAGACGAUGACAUGUGGUAUAGAGCAAGGAUCCAUGCAAGUCAUCACUCCCCUGUGGUAGAUGUGAGAUUUAUAGACUAUGGUCAAACUGAAACGAUUCCUCUGCGAGACCUUUUCCCCAUUGAUCCAGCUUUCUUACAGCUGGAUCCGCAGGCUUUCCAGUGUAGCUUGUUCAAUGGCGAGAAUUCCACUGAUCCCAAUUCCAUCUCUCCCACCAAGGAAUGUGUGUCAGUUCACGAGCAGGAUGUUCCACUUGCAUCGUUUAAAGUCCCUCCAGAAGUGCCAGAGGAAGUCAACAAGUGGUUUGCAGAUAGUGCUAUUGGCCAAGAAUUCAGCAUUUCAGUGUUGGCAAAAGGGAGAAAAGGGAAGUUUGUUGUUGAACUGUUUGCUGGAGCUCUGAAUUUAAAUGUGAAAGUCAAAGAGAUGAUAUCAAAGAUGACACAACAAGAGACUUUUAGUCUUCUUCAGCAGACUGACAAGCAGCUUUCAAACGGCACAGAACGUGACAGUGUGCCAAAUGAGGACUGUUUAAUGCAAGAGUUCACAAAUAUGUCCUUAUUAACAAUUAAAGAUAACAUGAAUGAAGUGCAAAAUGACAAUGGAUCAUACGUGAGAGAUGAGCUCAGUGAACAAGUCAUGACCAAUGCCUCCGUGCAGGAGUGUGAACAUGAUGACACUUUGGAAGAAGGAAGAAAACCAACUUUGUAUCUUAUGGACAAAGAAAUGGAAACCGGCAACGGUGACUCAGAAGUAACACAACUUUCCUGUCCUGAGGGAAAUGAGAACAUCUGCAUGUACAAGUGGCGAAAAACUCCCCAAAACCAUAACGAGGAAGUAUACGCAUCCUGCAUUGUUGGACCACAAUACUUUUGGUGCCAGUACGCCAACACAGAAGACCUGAACGAAGUGUCGAGGCUUGCUCAGGAAGCAGGACAGAUUCAACCGGACGUGAUGUUCCCUGAGACUCUUGGUCCCGGCAGUCCAUGCCUUGCUCAGUUCUCCAGUGACCAACAGUGGUAUCGAGCUCAAGUAAUUCGCACUAUUGGUCAGGCAUUCACAGUCUUGUUUAUUGACUAUGGUAAUGAGUCUGAUGUCAACCUAAACAAUGUGAGACCUCUGCCACAUACUCUGAUGGAUAAGGCUCCUCUGGCCUUUUUGUGCUCUCUUAAAGGAUUUGAUGAGUCCAAGGGGUCCUGGAAUGACGACGUUUACGAUGACUUCUACAAUCUUCUGGUUGAUAAACAACUCAACCUGACCGUGUUCAACAUGAAAGAACAUCCAGAGGCAGCAGUGCCACAGUAUGAAGUGGAAAUUGAAUGUGAGAGAGCGAUUGUUAAUGCAGCAAUGAAGAAAUACUGGAGACCGGUUGCCAAAGGGCGUCUUUCGAUGGAACACUCUCAAGGGAAAACCUUUGUCCAAGAUACUCAAACAGAGUCCAACAUGAUGCAUCCUAAUGUUUGCAAAGAAACCGUGAAUACAUAUAGGUUCAAGAAGCCAAACUUCUCCAAAAACAAAAAAGUGGAGGUAUAUGCUUCUUGUAUUGUGCAACCCCAUUACUUUUGGUGUCAGUACACCAACGCAGAGGAACUCAACGAAGUGUCGAGGCUUGCUCAGGAAGCAGGAUGGACUCAAUGGGACGUGAUGUUCCCUGAGACUCUCGGUCCCGGCAGUCCAUGCCUUGCUCAGUUCUCCAGUGACAAACAGUGGUAUCGAGCUCAAGUAAUUCGCACUAUUGGUCAGGCAUUCACAGUCUUGUUUAUUGACUAUGGUAAUGAGUCUGAUGUUGACUCCAAGAACGUGAGAGCACUGCCACAUACUCUGAUGGAAAAAGCUCCUCUGGCCUUUUUGUGCUCUCUUAAAGGAUUUGAUGAGUCCAAGGGCUCCUGGAAUGACGACGUUUACGAUGACUUCUACAAUCUCCUGGUUGAUAAACAACUCAACCUGACCGUGUUCAACAUGAAAGAACAUCCAGAGCCUGAUGUUCCCCAGUAUGAAGUGGAGCUUGUGUGCGAGGGAUCUGUUGUAAAUAAACUAAUGGUGAAACACUGGAAACGAUUGGACACGGACCAAACCUUGGCAGAGUGAAUGUGAUCAGCUGUGGACCAAGAUGACAGCCCAUUGGGAAACCCGAUUACAACAGAACAACCUUGACUUUUGUGAACUGGAAGUUCUUAUUUGUCUUUUUAGAGAAUGUAUAUGGUUGAUUUGUGUCAAUAAAGAGUUUGGGAAUAUA
Molecule: messenger RNA, 4250 nt
Organism: Gasterosteus aculeatus aculeatus (three-spined stickleback)
Lineage: Eukaryota; Metazoa; Chordata; Actinopteri; Perciformes; Gasterosteidae
Source: RefSeq, a predicted model, not a curated record